AUGUCCGCGAGCGAAGAAGAAAGCGGCUCCUCCAGUGGCUCCGAAGGCGAAGCCCCUGAGCUGGCGCUGCCCAGUAGCAAGGCUCCCUUUGAAAAGAUCUCCUGCUUGGGCGAAGGCGCCUUUGGCGCCGUCUGGUUGGCGCGCUCCAAGAGCAGCGGCCAAUAUGUGGCCCUCAAGGAGAUUGGUCGCCACCACGCGGACGUCGCGCUGCUGCGCCCCGAACGGGACCUGCUGCGCCGCAUCGCGGACGAGGGCGGCGGCGGCGGCGCGCGUCCGCUGACGGGGCUGGUGGCGACCUACACGACGCCCUUCGCGGUGUGUUUGGCCAUGGAACUGGUCGAAGGCACCCACUUGUUCGACCACCUCAAAGCCGAGAAACGCUUCACGGAAGACCGUGUCCAGUGGUAUGCGAGCGAGAUCGCUGGAGCGUUGGAGUGGCUCCACUCCAAGGGCUGGCUGUAUCGAGAUUUGAAACUCACCAACGUGAUGUUGUCGAUCUCAGAGAAGUCCUAUGGCCGCGUGAAGCUGAUAGACUUUGGCUUUGCGCAUGAGGGACUUUGGAGCGAUCAAGCUCUUGGGACACUGCAGACCAUGGCACCGGAGGUCAUCGCGUGUGCGAAAAGCGACUGGUUGAAGGAUUUGAAGCUGGAAGCUGUUCACGAUGGAAAGAAAGCAGGAUAUGGUCCUCAAGCAGAUUGGUGGUCUUUGGGCGUAAUUCUAUUCGAGCUUCUCACUGGUGAAGUGCCGUUCGGCCGGCACGACGACUUGUUGUUAGAAGGCUUUCGGGUCCUGCAGCGUCAGCAAGAGGGAUGGAUGUGGCCGGAUUUGAACAUCAGCAGUGCAGCCAAAGAAGCUGCAGGCGCGUUGUGUCAGCUGAAGCCUCACGAGCGCUUGGAUGGGCAGAGUUUGCGGCACCAGGAGUUCUUCCAAAAGGUCCCUUGGGAAGCCUUAGAGGAGGCGGGCCCUGGCCCUGGUUGCCAGCGCUUAGGCUUCACCAUCGCCUCAGCCAGUGAGGAGGAGAACAUGUGUCGGCCACGACGGGUCAUGGCGAUGCCAGUGACCUUGGAAGGUGCUGAGAGCGACAUGCUCUGCCUGGUGGUGCGGCUCCUGGCGCAGCAGCGUUUUCGCAGCACGCGGCUGGUGAUCAUGUCUGCCACCUUACAGUCGGGGCUCUUCGCCACGUACUUCGCCACGGUCUCGCCGCUGCCGGUGGGCAACGUCUUCGUGGGGGCGAGGUGUUUCAAGGUCACCGAAUACUUCUUGGAGGAUUUGCCAAAGGCCUUCCGCAAGAAGUUGCGCUGUGAGUCAUUGAUCCAGUCGCGGAUCAAGGAGGUCUUUGGGCUGGUGAAACCCAAGAAGAUCGAUCAGAAGCACUGCGACAAGAUGCACUCGAUCAUUUUGGAGCUCCUCGAGGUCAUCGCUUCGCCCGACAGCACGAUCCUGGUCUUCCUCCCUGGGAUCGCGGAAAUCUCCGCCCUGUGGCAGGAAGCGAGAGAUUUGGAGCAUCGCGGCUUUCGAAUCUUUCCUCUUCACUCCAUGGUGCCACGGGAAGAGCAGGAGCUGGUCUUCCAGGAGCCCGAGCCCGGCAUCACCAAUGUGGUUCUCGCCACCGACAUCGCGGAAUCUUCCAUCACUCUGCCGCAUGUGGUGGCCGUGGUGGACUUGGGCUUGCAUCGUCGCAUGGACCACGAUGCGUCCAAGGGCAUUGCGUCCUUGGCCACCAAGUGGAUUAGCAAAGCGGCCGCCACGCAAAGGAGUGGGCGCGCCGGGCGCACACAGCCGGGCCUUUGCCUUCGUUUGUACACGCAAGAGUUCUUCAACGCGCAGAUGCACGACUUCGAGCCACCGGAGUCCAAGUCCAUGGCCUUGGACCGGCUCUACCUGCAGGCGAAGCAGCUCUCGGUGCAACUGAACCAGUCCUUGCAGGGCUACGGCGCGCCUCAGGGAGCGCAACAGCUCCUGUCCCAGUUGCCCGAGGCGCCCGACUUGAAGAACGUCACGGCGGCGCGGCAGAAGAACGCGGAGCUGGGCACCAUCUCCGACGGCACCGAGGCAGCAAAGAUCACUGCCCUGGGGUAUUUGUGCCUCCAGCUCCCCUUGGAGCUCAAGCUCACCCGGCUCGUGUGGCUCGGGGCGCACUUCGGCGUCGUCGCCGACGCCGUGGUCCUGGCGUCAGUGAUGUCGUCGCAAGAUGCCUUUUCGAUGCCAAGUCCUCUCUUCAUGCGAGAGGAGCUGGACUUCGUGAGCCGUUUACGCUCGGCGGCCUCCGCGAGGCUCCUCUUCGACUCCGGGGAGUUGUCGGAGCCCUUGAUGCACCGUCAACUGUUUCUCGAGUGGCUCACGGAGUUUCAUCAAAACCAAUACGUGUGCGGAGAUAAGGAGAAGGUUCUUUGGGCCAGAAGGAG
Durusdinium trenchii is the source of this 2405-nucleotide messenger RNA. The record is from the annotation of a GenBank genome assembly. Lineage: Eukaryota; Dinophyceae; Suessiales; Symbiodiniaceae.